AUGGAUUCAAAUGGUGCUGCGCAAGACGACUCUUGGCCUCUCCAACUGGACCAAGAUAUCUACCUGUCCCAGCCCAACGAUAAUAACUUCCUUCAAAACCCAAACAAGUCGACAGCGCGAACGGAAUCCUUUGGGAUUCUCAGAGACUCGCUCAUUCUUGAGGAUCUCGACGAUCCCGAAGGCGUUAACUUUAAGCUGAUUGAUCAGCUCUUCUCCGAGCUUGAGGGUAACAAGGAGCAAGCGCGCGAUCCUGGAUCGCAAGACGAGGUGGCUUCUGAGAGCCGCUCUGGGGUAUCGGCUGGAGAGGAGGAGCAAGAAGUGCGCAACCCAACGAACGAAGGGCAACAGCAGAACGGCAACAGCUUGAGCGCCACGAUCAUCUCUCACCCAACUUCCAAUGUUGCGACUGUACCGACAUCUCAGACAGGUGGAGUGAACGCAACGCAGUCUCUCUGGAGCGCAUCAAUCACCAACGUCACUCAAGCUAGAGCGUGGUUGACAACGAAUCCUCUGACGGUUCAUCUCGACCAAGCAAGCCCUCUCGACGACGACAUCGCAGUGGAGCUCCCUAGACUGGCGAUUCACGCCAAAACCCUGUUCGAUGCUCUUUUCUUGGCGCCUCCUGUAGGCAAGCCGGAGUGGGACAAGCAAGACGUUGAGUACUACGACAACUACCAAACCAAAGCCAUGGCAGAGCUCAAAUCGCUGCUUGAAACACCUCAAGGCUGUCUUAGAGCGCAAAGCCAGUGCUUACUUCUCGUCGAGCAAGUAUUCGAUUUACACGGCACUGGAGUCCUUCCGGGAAUCAACCAGAUGAAGUUGGACGCCAGUCUCAAGGCUUCUGAUCGCAUCUCGAAGAUCAUGAGCUGCGCCCAGAUCAAGCGCGUGUCGUUGGACAUUGCUCAAGGCAACGUCGAGACGCUCAAAAGCCUUGUGCGAAAUCCUGUUGCGCUGUUGAAGAUGCGCGAGCACGCUAUCAAGAACAACAGGCAAAAGAAGGGGAAGAACUUUGCGGGGAAGCGAGCUCUUGCGGAGUCUGCGAAGGCGUCAGAGCGAUCGAUCGCGCAGGCUACUGCGACUCUUACCGGCGACGCUACACCCCAAGGCCGGCAUUCUGAUAUCGCUCAGACCACGACGCCUGUGGAUGGCACGAACAGCCACACGAUCGCACGUAAGCGUGGCGGUAGCGAGGCUYUCCAGGGCUAUGCCACGCCAACUGCGGCGAUUGCAAACGACUCCCACCACCAAGCGCCUCUCAUUCAGACGUACCCAGGAGCAGCGUUCCAAGAAGCCCCCAAAAACAUGGGCCAUGGUAUGCAACCGGGACCUACAGUCUGGCCAGUGAGCACUCCCGGUUCAAGCAGUCUAUUCUUCCACUCCCACGGUGAUGCCCAGCAAGGCUCGAGUUGGAAUCACUCCGAUUACCCAGCGCAGCCAAGCUGGAACCAGCCCGGUCCUUAUCUCCAGCAACCGCAGUCUGGACCAGAUGUGAGCUUAGGCUACCCGCAGCAGCAACGAGUACAGUAUCAGGGCCCGUACCAGGAGCUGGACGAAGUAUUCGGGCAAGCCGAGAAGCAAUAG
This is a messenger RNA of Ramularia collo-cygni, 1581 nucleotides long. RefSeq lists its product as uncharacterized. The record is from RefSeq and is a predicted model, not a curated record. The transcript has 2 exons. The coding region runs from base 1 to 1581 and encodes 526 amino acids. NCBI's taxonomy places the organism in Eukaryota, Fungi, Ascomycota, Dothideomycetes, Mycosphaerellales, Mycosphaerellaceae.